Molecule: messenger RNA, 1647 nt
Organism: Peronospora matthiolae
Lineage: Eukaryota; Oomycota; Peronosporomycetes; Peronosporales; Peronosporaceae
Source: the annotation of a GenBank genome assembly
AUGUCCAUGGGCCUCCACUCUGCACGUGAGGAGCUCGGUCUGCCCAACGUUGCGAGCAGUCACGGCGUGGGGAUCCAUCCCACAUCAGGGUACAAUCUCCACACGGACGUCGGCCACCAUCACCAGCAGCAGCAGCAGCAGCACCACCACCACCAACAGCAGCAGCAGCAGCACAAUUCCAGUCUUUCCAAGCCCAUGAGUCUCAGUCCCCGGACGUUCGGGAUGGAAGAUUUGCGGGACUUUUGCGGCCCCGUUGGAGGCGGCACGUUCAAAACGGGCUUGACGCCCCGUGUCUUCAGUACGGGCUUGACCCCUCGCUCGGGCUUUACGCCUCGCUUUGCCACUGGCUUCACGCCUCGGAUCAACGUGACGGACCUCAGUCAAGCUUGCAGCAAUGCCCCUUCUACAGGGACGGUGGCAGCUGCCACGAGUUUCAUGAGUCGACCAAGUAGUACCGGUGCUGGGAGUGGAGGUGGGGGCUUCUCGCCCCGCACGGCUUCGGACGCUCCUCAUGCUCACAGUAAGAUCUCCCCGUCGGGCUUUACGCCCAAGGACGUGUCGGGUCUGUCCAAGGUCCCCAUGCGCUUCCCCGGUGCCUUUUCGAGCUCGAGUUCUCCCAAGAUGGCCAUGGUUGACCAGUACAAGCAGGAACAACAACAACAGCAACCACAGCACUCGCAUCUCUCUCAUAUUCAGAGAGGGUCGCUCUCACAGUCCCAUCUCCAGCAGAUGCAGCAGCUCCAUCAUCAGUCGCAGCAGAUGAGCCACCACCCGGGACAAAUGACACAUCCGAGCAUGGCAGCAAUGAACAUGAACAUGUACGAGUACAUGCACCGCCCGACGCUCCAGCAGCAGCAACAUUCAGUGGACGCUCGAUUGAGUGGAACCCCGUGCUCGGACCGAGCGUCUGAUCAAGAGGACCUCGAUGAACGUCGUCGGAUGAAGAAUCGCGAGCGCGUGCGCAAGUGCAGGAAGCGCAAACAGGACCGUCUCAACUUUCUUGAAGACCGUACGGCCGAGCUGGAGAAGGAAAAUGGUCUAUUGAAGGCCAAAGUGGCACGAAAAGCGUCCGGAGUGAAGGACCACGAGCCGUUGACGGACGUGCAGCUCGAUGAGCUGCGCAAGAGCCAGACCACGACAUUGUUGGCCUACAUUCGUGCUUACAAUGAAGCUGCUGAGGGAGCUACUUUCGACAUGAGCGCGUGUAGUAUUUGGACGGACAAUGCCGAGAUUCUGUACGGCAGUAGUGGGACAAGCGUGGCUGGUUUGGCAGGGAUUGUCGCCUGCAAAAAGUCGAGCUCGAGUGUGUUUGCCAAGUACGAGAUCAAGCAGUAUAUGGUGCAGUGGAAGCCAAACUCGACCGACAAGUGCCUUGUCAAUUGGGAUAUCGAAGUGAUCGUGAAGCAGGAUGCCGCAAAGGACGUGCCUUUGACCGCACCUUUUGCAGCCCUCGCACCUCACUUUGGUGCCACUGGUGAGCUGCUGACAUUCCAGAUGACGUCGCACAUAACUUUUGAGGAUGUCAAGAUCGUGGAGGAAAUUCGUCAGCUGAAUUUGUCCCGCAUUAGCGAGAAGGCUUUGGAGCAGUUUGGAGACGAUCCUAAGAAGGCUGCAGACGUGCUGCGGAGUCUGAUGAAUACUGCAUGA